Daldinia caldariorum is the source of this 3711-nucleotide messenger RNA. RefSeq names its product DUF1708-domain-containing protein. The transcript is spliced from 6 exons. The coding region runs from base 366 to 3458 and encodes 1030 amino acids. The record is from RefSeq and is a predicted model, not a curated record. NCBI's taxonomy places the organism in Eukaryota, Fungi, Ascomycota, Sordariomycetes, Xylariales, Hypoxylaceae.
UUGUCAAUCGAGGUGUGGUAACCCUCUUCUUGAUUCAUACCCUGGAGCUGGGGUCUUUUUUUUUUUUUUUUUCUUCUCACCGGUAAAGAACAUCCAUCUCAAAAACAUACCUGGUUCGAAUAGGUCGAGCUCCGUUGGCAAUAUCAUUCGAUAAUAUUACUUGAUACCCAACCCCCACUCUGCUGGCGCAUCUUAGACAAGUCUUCCUCUACAAACAUUUUAUGCGUUAGCCCGCGUCAUAAUUCGACUAUCAAAAUAUCCACUUUGCUUAUAUCCAACGUUUUCGAACUUGGAAAUACGUGGUAUUGUGAACUGAAUCCUUUUUUCUUUCUAUCUAGAAGGGGAUCUCAAACCUACCAAUCACCAUGCCGAGCCUCUUCUCUCGAAUAAGGGGCAAGGAUGGCGCCAAAUCCAAGAAGAAUGGCAACUUGGCAGAUUUAACGGGUCAAUUAUCCAACAAGCCGCGCUGGGAAGAUGCGUAUACGCGAACGACGGUAGAACCCGAGGAGGUUCAGGAAUUAGUCAGGCGUUCCACAGAAGAGCUCAAGGCUAGAGCUCUCGAUCUUCCCUUUCUCCUUCUCCCAUUCCGACCAACUUCCGAUCCCAGCGCCGUGCGCACCUUCAUCCGCCACUUUUUCGAUGACGAGCACAACCUACGAGGCGAGGCCCUCGUGCAGGAGUUACGGAUGACCGAGCCUAUGGUCAUUUCGGGUGUCCUAAAAUGGGUAUGGAGCAGAUUGCCAGGUGGUGUUGUGGGCUGGGAUGCCUACGAGCUGUUCAGAGUCGGAGAGCAAGACUCGAAUAUGGCACGCGAUUCGUUCUCGACCUUCAUUCCGCUAAGUGUGGAAAACCAGGCACGGUCACAAAUCAUAUUCGAUUACUUUGAUUUACUCUCGGCCAUCGCGGCUCAUGGCAAAUCAAAUGGUUUCGGUGGCCGUAAACUGUCUCGCAUGGCAGCUUGGUGGGCGUUCGAACACAAGGACACCGGCAACGGCUUCGAUGGAGGAUAUAAGGCAUGGCUAAGCGCCGCGGAUGCGACGAGCCAUAUGUUCUUUGCCUAUCUUAGAUCUUUAUCACCCCAACAGGCCCGUGCAGGUAUCUCCAUGCUCCCCAUGUCCCUGCAAAAGUUGCUGCAGGAAACCGAGUAUCCCCCACAGGCCCCAUCGUUGUUGAUGUCGUCAACAUACAGGGUGGUCAUGAUUGUUGAGACCGUGUCUCCAACACCGUUUGCGCUCUUGCGUCGUGCUAAUCACUUCCAAUACCGCGAUGAGGACCAAGCUCUUCGAGAGUUUUCCGAGUAUGAGGAUCCUGUGAAGGCGUUAACCGAGGAGUGCCGCAGAGUUCUUAAGGCGAUAUCUCUUGCGAAUCAAUCUCAAGUGUCCAAUUCAAAGCAUUCUACUGGUUUACGAGAUGCGUCGUGGUCGCGAUUUGAAGAUAUCGGCUUUGGUAGCGCUCUAGAGGAAGACGAGGAAGAAGACGAUUCUCUUAAGCUCAGUCAAGCCCGAAAUCCUCGUGGAUUACGAACUACCCCCGCAUCGGGCGCAAACCUUGGCAGGCCAACUACCCCUUCCUGGGCAGACUUCCUAUCUUCCGGAUUUGUCGAUGAUGCGCCAAACAGCCCCUCGAAUCUCUUACUGCCUCCGGAUAAGAUUCUACCGCCUAUUGAAACUACUGUUAGACAGCGUAGCUCCCAAUCACAUCGUCCACGAUUGGAGAGCGACUAUCAACUAGAGCCUGGUGAAUUAGCUAGUAUUAGUCGGUUCGACCUGGACGAGGCGUUCUGGUGGGUAUGGAUGAGCAGCUUGGCGCCCGAAGAGACAGCAGAACGCAAAUCCGCAUUCGGAAGAUGUUCUAUCAUUGAGACAAUUAUCCGUCAUGGCCGGUGGCUUGUGAUGGAGGAGAUGGUCAAAGGAGCAGCCCCGGAACCUGAUGCCGGCGCAUAUAUUGCGGAGAAGAAAGGUCUGUUCAGCUGGACGAGACGUGGCAAAGGAGUCUCUCGAAGCAAGUCAGCCGCCAAGUCAGGUGGCGACAAGAAUGACCGUGUGAACCCUGGCGGUGGUGCGGGCAUGAGCAAAACUAGCAUCGGACCUGAUCAACAGGCCAAGAUUCAGGCGGCUGCGCAAAAGUUGCAAGCCAAGCAGCUCCAGGAGCAGCAACCUGGACCUAAAUUAGAACGACGUGGGCGUACAGAUACUGAGGUGAUGAGAGAGAAAACUCAAAGCAUCCUUACUCUGCAACCGGGUGUUAUAAAUGCGGCAUCGCCGGCCAUGAAGUGGGCUAGCAAGUAUGAUAAGGAAACCAUUCGUGCAGCCUAUCUCGGCAACUCAUUCGCGGGACGAGGCGUAUCACAGACCUCACUUCAGAUGCCUACCUAUCCACCUGGGACAACUGAAACUACUACAAAUGGCGGUAGCCCCCCAGCGGAUAUCCAGGAGCAGCAGCCAUCGUCUCCUGUCGCGGUGCAGCCGCAACCUGAACCUGAACCUGAGCCAGAGCCAAAAACCCCAGUAACACGCAAGCCGGCACCAGUUUCAGAGAAACUUGCGACUCCGCAACCAAUUCACCCUGCUCAGCGAUCAGAACCGACAGGUCGAGACACGCCUUUGCCUCCUACUCCACGUGACGGGAAGAGCGUAGAAGCAGCUCGCGAGACUAUGUUUUCCCCUGAGCCAAACAGUCCUGACGGCAAGAAGCACAAGAAACUUCAUAAAGAGGACAAAAAGCCCAAAUCGAGCGGCUUCAAAAAGCUGUUUGGCAGGAAUAAGAAUCGCCAAUCUAAGCUGCCCGAGAACGCUGCCGCAGAUGUGAACAGUAUGUUAGCGGCUCACUCUCAGGCCCAGAGGGUACAAACUCCGGUAGCGGCGCAGACACCUGUAUCAGAACCAAUUGCAUCUCCAGACCUCAAAUCUCCCGCCGAGCGCCAGGAAGAUAAAACACCGACGCAAUCUCCAGUAACGCCGGUACGUCCCAGUCAAGGGUAUGAGCCGUCAAUCGACGAAAAUCUAUCUCGUGUUGAUACUACGGACGCCACAGAAGCCCGCAAUGAGUUUUCCCGCUUCGAUCAGGGACCUCUCCUUGACCAACCUGCUUUUGUUCCCGAUGAUGGCCAAAGUGUGGAUUCUGCCGCGCCGCCGCCCAUUGCUAGACAUUCUAAUCGCCACCCUGCGCUGGAUGACGACGAUGACGACGACGACGAAGCGGGAGCGCCAUCGCCAACAGUUCCCAUGCAGGACCGAUGGGCAGCCAUCAGAAAGAACGCAGCCGAGCGUGUCAAUCGACAAAGUGAAGAGCAGAGCCGAGGUGCAUACAGUAAGACUACGGACGAUGGCGAUGACACCAGUGGCAGUGGCGAAGAGACAAUUGAGUCUCGUGUGGCUCGUAUUAAGGCUCGCGUUGCGGAGCUGACAGGUAACAUGGAAAACGGCAGCGGUCUUGGAACUCCCCCCAGUCGCCGUUAGGAGCAGCGCUUUAGAUGACGACUUGGCUACGAUACAAACGGAUAUCCGCAUUAUGAAUUCGCCUGCAUCUAUACGCCUGGAGUUGCUUCGGGCACGCUCUUAACUUCAGUACUGCUCGGCAAAACAAAGCCGAUCAUUCGUUAAUAUUUGGCUUUUAAGCGCCUUUCGUAUUUCGAUGAUACCAUUAGAACAUGCCAUUCCAUUUUUCUUUCGUAGCCAGGACCAAAACCAGACGAGUAGGGGAAGAUUUAGU